This is a messenger RNA of Anopheles bellator, 2890 nucleotides long. It is a transcript of the gene Ythdf, whose product is annotated as YTH domain-containing family protein. Bases 180 to 2768 code for a protein of 862 amino acids. The transcript has 8 exons. Gene Ontology annotation, molecular function: N6-methyladenosine-containing RNA reader activity; mRNA binding. Gene Ontology annotation, cellular component: cytoplasm. NCBI's taxonomy places the organism in Eukaryota, Metazoa, Arthropoda, Insecta, Diptera, Culicidae. Gene Ontology annotation, biological process: mRNA destabilization. The record is from RefSeq and is a predicted model, not a curated record.
GGAACUUCUGCAGUGUGCACACCGGUGUGUAAGUGUGUGUUACUGUGUGUGCGAUUGCGUGCGUGUGUGUCCAGUGCAGCUCCCGGCGCAUUGUGACUCUCCUACUGCUCUUGAUUGGGUUAGAGGCAACUGGUUAGAAGCUUUGAGUGCAAAACAGCAGCCUACUACAACUACUACCAAUGUCAACCGUGUCAGAUCAGCGGAUGAAAGGAUCAGGAAAUCAUGGAAACGGCGAUUAUAAUUCUUGGAGUGCGCAAGUGAAUCACGGACCAGGUGGCGUCGGACAUCAGAAAAAGUCGAACGAUGACUACUACCGUAAUCAUGGGGCUUACCACGAUAGUGUCAAGAAUGUCGAGCACGGUAUGCAAGGACUUGGAGUCGGUUCCAUGCACAGUAGCAACCAUUCGGCGGGCAGCAACUCCACAUCGAAACACUAUCAGCAACAGCAGCAGCAAAAGGAAGCUCCCAAAAAGAUGACCUGGGCCUCGAUCGCUUCGCAGCCGGCAAAACCGCAAGUGAACACCAUCAGUACCACGGUGAAGAAGAAGGGCCCUGGCAUGCCACCACCACCAAUGAUUCCCGGCAAGCACAAUAUGGACAUUGGCACCUGGGAUUCGCCGUCGAAGAAUGGUUCGGCCAUGGUGGCACCGACGCCACCGCCAAUCAUUCCACCACCGGUGAUCGAACCAUCGCCGCUGGCCGAAUCGGCUCAACUGAAGUCGGGAGGAGGAGGUCCAGGAGGUGAUCGAUCGCAACUGCAUCACCCAUCUCAUCACGAUUCGCAUCGUCAGAACACGGGACCGGCAGGAAUGCAAAGCUCUCGUUGGCCAACACUCGGACAGGCACAGGUUCAGCAACAACAACAGCACAGCACUGCAGGCGGAUCGAUGUCCUCGCAACAGCAGCAACAGGCGCCAAACUCGCGAAGCAACAACCACUCGUCGCAGUAUCCGCCGCAUGCGCCACAGCAACACUCGUUGGGAUCGCACAGCUACAAUCAGUCGCAUCCGCAGGGUCCAGCACAUCCUACCAAUAGCCAUAGCCUGUCUCGAAACCACAGCAACGCAGGAUACGGCGGACCUGCCGGUGGAUCGGCGAUGGGUGAUCGCCAUAUGGGCGGUGGUGUUGGUAACAACAGUGGCUACCAUCAUCACGGUGGCCAGCAUCAUCAUCAUGGGGGUGGUGCGUCGUCGCAGCCACAACAGCGCCAUCAUAUGGAUCAACCUAGCGUGGGUUCUUCGUACCACAACCAAUCGGGACGUCCGACUGGCGGCCCCCCAAAUCAUCACGGUGGUCCGGGAGGUAACUAUCAAUCUCCUCCGGCAACAACCGAACGUGUCCGAUAUGGAUCCGACAGUGUGGACAACAGCAGCUCGACUAGCGUUGGUGGUGGUGCUGGUGGUAGUGGCGUAGGCCUUACACCAUCCGUAUCCGCCAACUCGUCCGGCCAUGCACGCUCGCCAUCGCCGUCGAACGAUGCCGAGCUCGCCAGCAAGCUGCUCCAGUCGCAGAUGAUACUCGAUCAGUUGAAAACCAAAAACAACUACAACCCUUCUACUUUGGACAUUCUGAAAACGGCGGACCUGGCUAGAUUCUUCGUCAUCAAAUCGUACUCGGAGGACGACAUUCACCGUAGCAUCAAGUACGAAAUCUGGUGCUCGACCGAGCACGGCAACCAGCGGCUGGAUCAGGCGUUCCGCGAACGGGAAGAGAAGGACGGUAUGGUGUACCUGUUCUUCUCCGUCAACGGCUCGGGGCACUUCUGCGGCGUGGCGCAAAUGAUGACCGCCGUAGACUACAACUCCAACUCGAGCGUCUGGUCGCAAGACAAGUGGAAGGGCACGUUCAAGGUGCGGUGGAUCUACGUAAAGGAUGUGCCGAACUCGCACCUGCGUCACAUUCGGCUCGAAAACAACGAGAACAAAUCGAUGACCAACUCGCGCGAUACGCAGGAGGUACCGAACGCCAAGGGAAUCCAGGCGCUGCAGGUGAUCCACAGCUUCGAGCACCAGUCAUCGAUAUUCGAUGACUUUCAGCACUACGAAAAGCGCCAACUGGAGGAGGACACGCGCAAACACGAAGCACCACCACCGUCGAACCACUCGUACCACAAUCGCCGUGAAAACCAGGGCCAGUACUAUGAUGGGCCAGGAAAGUAUCACGGCAGCGGCGGAAGUAGUGGCGGGUACGGCAAGUACAAUGAUCGCGGUGGAGGGGAUGACGGUUACGAUGGGUACGGUCGCGGAGGUGGCUACCAUGGUGGCUCAGGCUAUAACAAGGGCGGCAGUAGCAGCUACGGCGGCUACAACAAUCGGGGUAACUACAACCAUCACGACAAUAACGGUGGUGGCCGGGGUUAUCAGAGCUAUGACCGCCGUAACAAUAACGGCAGCGGUGGAGGCGGCAGCAACAACAACGGAGAAGAUCAUCACGACAAUGGAGCGGGCAAUGGUGGCGGAGGCGGUGGAUAUCAUUCGCGCGGUGGCUACAACAACCGCCCGAGAGACUUUUACCGCGAGGAACGGCGAGGCCCGAAUGACUACGGACGUCCGCGGCCCUCCAACAACGACUACGACGGAGGUCGCGACAGUGGCGAUGGUGGUGGUAUCUACAGGAGUGGCGGCGGUGGUGGCGAUCGUGAUCGUGGCUCUUCGAGAGAUCACUACAGGGACCGUAACGUGCGCAGUGCGCCGGCCACAAAUAAUCAACAGCACCGUGGCAGCGGUUCCGGUGGUAGUGCCUCCAAUAUUUAUCGCAACCCAAACUAAAGUGCGUCGCGUAAGCAGCGGAGAUGGACGACAAUCGAUGCCGACUACUGAUUACCACUCUCCCGAUGGAGAAGCAGAACCUUGUUGGAGUAAUCAAGAGAGUACGGUUCGGUUCUGCAUCA